This is a messenger RNA of Sinocyclocheilus rhinocerous, 1398 nucleotides long. RefSeq names its product transmembrane protein 184C-like. The transcript is spliced from 9 exons. The record is from RefSeq and is a predicted model, not a curated record. The coding region runs from base 2 to 1255 and encodes 417 amino acids. Lineage: Eukaryota; Metazoa; Chordata; Actinopteri; Cypriniformes; Cyprinidae.
GAUGCCGGUCUGGCGGCGCUGGAUCCGGCCGCUCGCCGUGCUGCUGUUCGCGGUCGUGCUCGCGGUGGCGCUGCCGCUGUGCGCGUGGGAGCUGCGGAGAGCCGAGGUGGGCACACACACUAAAGCGUGGUUCAUUGCAGGUGUGUUUGUGUGUUUGACGAUCCCUAUUUCACUGUGGGGGAUUUUACAACAUCUGGUUCACUACACACAACCUGAGCUACAGAAACCCAUCAUCAGGAUUCUCUGGAUGGUUCCCAUAUACAGCUUAGACAGCUGGAUCGCGCUAAAAUACCCCAAGAUCGCCAUCUAUGUGGACACGUGUCGGGAAUGCUACGAGGCGUACGUCAUCUACAACUUCCUGAUGUUCCUGCUGAACUUCCUGGAGAAUCAGUAUCCCAGUCUGGUGCUCAUGCUGGAGGUGCAGGAGCAGAGACCCCUGCUGCCCCCUUUCUGCUGCUGCCCACCCUGGGCCAUGGGAGAACAACCGGUUUCUUUGUCUCUGUGCUGUAGUGUGUGUCAGCUGUGUGGAGUUUAUGAUGAAGGUAAUUUCAGCUUCAGAAACGCCUGGACGUACCUCAUUAUCGUCAACAACGCCUCACAGCUGUUUGCGAUGUACUGCCUGUUGCUGUUCUACCGAACGCUGAGAGAAGAGCUGAAGCCUCUGAGACCCGUCGGCAAGCUGCUCUGCGUCAAACUCGUCGUCUUCGUGUCCUUCUGGCAGGCUGUGCUGAUCGCUCUGCUGGUGAAGGUCGGAGUGAUUUCAGACAAACACACUUGGGAGUGGGACAGCGUGGAAGCUGUAGCCACGGGACUACAGGACUUCAUCAUCUGUCUGGAGAUGUUUCUGGCAGCAAUCGCUCAUCACUACAGUUUCAGCAGUCGUCCGUAUGUUCAUGAGGAUGAUGAAGGCUCAUGCUUCGACUCGCUCCUCGCCAUGCUGGACGUCUCAGACAUACGCGCAGACAUCGCAGAGCAAGUGCGCAACGCCGGCCGUACGGUGUUCGGUCGUCCCCGUAAGCUGUUCUUUGGCUCUGAAGCGGAUGUUGUUCAGGGUGAACACACCGGUCUCCUCGCUGGGACUUCCCACGAGCGCCACUCAGUCCCCGCCUCCCCGCAGGGGCGGUACCAGGGGCUGGGCUACACGGACACGCCCCACUCAGUCUCCGCCCCCGCCGGCUUCACAUCCUCCUCCUGGGAGAGUGACAGCGACUCGGGGCCUGCGGCGGCCAAUCAGAGCACAGGAACAGAGUCCUAGCAAACGGUGCGGUGAGGCUACGGGAUAAUAAAGACACUCAGACGUACAGUGAAGACCUGUUCACAUCUGGAUAAUGCAAACAGAAAUUAUUCAAAAUAAUCUCCAUUUCAGUCUCCAUGAAAACUUUACCUGAAUUGAAGUAA